AUGCCAAUCGAUAAAAAAAAGCGAAACUUUCUCCUUACGCCCGAUCGCUUCUAUUCGGAUCUCGAUGAAGAGGCUUUUAAGAGAUUGUGUACGAAGGAUGUAACAAAAAAGUUGUCCUACCCUAUCUAUUUGGAUUUUUCUAAUGAAAAGUUUCAACUUUCAUCGUUGGGUGCUGUGAAGGCUGUGAUGAAGGGUGCAUCGAGUGUGAAAGAGUUGGAUAUUAGCAAUAAUCAAUUUAAAGAAAUUGACAAGAAUUUUGAAAUAUUUUCCAGAUUGAAAAGAUUAUACGCCUCACAUAAUGAAAUUCACAAAUGUCUCUUUAGUAAUGCUCAUGUACAUUUGGUGCGUUUGGACUUGUCACACAAUUCGCUCUCAUCAAUACCAGAAUCUAUUUCACAACUGAUCAAUUUGGAAUCUUUGGAUAUUUCGUAUAACAUGAUUUGUAAUGGUUUAGAAUCUUUGACAAGAUUACACACCUGUGUGAAAUUGAAAGAUUUGAACAUGUCAUUUAAUCAAUUGGAUAUGAAUAAGGAAAAGUUGGAUAACUUUUUAGGAGAGCUCAAGUUAGGAUUUAAAAAAAUCAAAGCUAUCAAUUUUGAUUCGAAUCCUUUCGUUAUGAAAUUAAUGAAUUAUAGGACUUUAUUUAUUUCCAGAUUGCCAAUUGUUAGCCUGGAUGGAAAGGAAGUUCUCUCCAAGGAAAGAAGGGCUGCUCUUCAAGGUGUUGAAGGUACUGUUCAACCACUCUUCUUUGAUGAAGUUGGUGAACAAUUGAAGGGUACUUCAAGAGGUCUCAUGAAACGUGUUCCAUCUUUUAAUAAUUUGUUCAGUGUUUUGCAAACAUCUCUGAAGGAUGAGCCAAUAACCAUGCAUGAAGAUAAUAGUGGACGUAGACCAACCAUCGUUGAGAGCAUUAAAGAACAAACCCACUUUGAAAAGAUUAAUGAAGUUUUGGAAAAUACCUCACAAGUAUAUUUACUUGUUGCUGGUCAAAAACUUUUAAGAACUAUGAAACAAUUGCUAGCCAACAUUUCUGAUAUUUCAAUGAAACUUCAUGAAGAUGACCCAAAUACUAUUGGUUUGAAUGGUUAUGUCAAAUUUAUUGAAUUAUUGAAGGGAUACGUUUCAAGAGAUGAAACACAUACCACUAGAGAAUGUUUCAUUCGUUGCAUUGUCACAAGUUUUGGCUUUUUCAGUAAGAGUCUAGACAGUGCAACAAGAGAGGAAGUUCAAGGACUCACAGAAUUGGGUAAAUUCUUGUUCUGGAAUAAUAAUAGUGAAAUUCUCAAAAUUACCAACCAAUGCUUGCAUCAAUUCAUAUUGGGUCAAAAAGGCAAAUAUAACCAACACCCAAUCAGUAAUUUAUGCAAUGUAUUGAAAUACUUUGAAGAUUACGAUCCUUUAACAACACCAAAGAUUUCCACUCCUCAAGAAUUGAACAGAAUGAGUAUCAAACUCAAACAACCACUCAGUUUAGAUGAUCAAAGUAAUACGUCUUCACCAAGCUUCCUUGUUCCAAACUUUUCCGAUAGAAGACGUUCAUCAUAUGUUGGACCAAUCGAUGAUGACAUUUCACCAAAGAAAUCGCCAAGCUCAUCAUUUACAGAGGACACUAAUAAUAGUCUCUUGACAGCAGCUAAAGGUAAAAAAUUGCAAGGCAUAUCCAAAUUCUAUCAAGAAUACAUGACCAACCAAUUCAAAUCCUUCUCCAACAUGAUUGACGAUCUUCCAAAUGAAGUUGUUCAACUUCAGAUUCAGAGUACAAACUUGCUUGUCAAAACUUUCAAUUUCAAUGAUUCAAUGGUUUUGGCAAUGACUGAAUCCGACUUUUUCGAUCACUUGAUGGAGGUAAUUAUCAAAUCACAUGAAGGUUUCCUUAAUUCUCCAACGAAACCAACUGUAUUACAACCUCAAGUUCAAAAGUACAAUCUUCUCUUGAAACUUUUCAUUGCAACUUCUGCCUGUGCUGAAAAAUUCACUGGAAAAAUCAUCACUCUCACAGAAUAUCUUACCAAAGCUGUUUACUUUGCCAAGACUCAAGACGAAAAAGAAUGUACAGAAAUCAAUGAUGAUAUCAUUCAUCAAUUAAUAACAGGCUUUAAUCAAACCCAUUUUGCAACCUGUUUACCAACUAUCCAAAUUGCAUUAUCUAGUGUGUGUCAUGUUUCUAAAAUUAAGGAUGACAUGUUCCAACAAAGAAAAUUUAUGGAUUUGUUAUUAGGCACUCUGAAACAUUUUCUACAAAUUGGAAUUUCUAAUAUGAAUAUCAAACAAGUAUCUGGUGCUAUUGAAUCAGUGGACACUCUUUUAUCAAUUUAUCACCACAAGAUGGUCAAACAUCAAACUCAAUAUGUUACCUCUAGUAGAACUCUCGUUAGAGCUGGAGAUUCUAAUCAAAUGACUGACGAAUCCUAUCGUUUGCAAGGAAUGCAAUUAAUGAUCAAUUUAAAUCAAAUCCAUGAUUUACAGGAUGUUUUACUUCAAUUUAUUCAAGAAGAAAAUUUGCAAAACAUUCUCAUCAAUCCAACUCUUGGUGUACCAUUGGUUUCAACAAUUUUGCAUCUCAUUCAAAUGCUUCCAUUAUUGAAUAUUAACAAACACUUGAAAAUGAUCAAUGAUUCAAAGUAUUGUGCUGACUUACAAACUAGACUUCUCAAUCUUGUACUAGUCAAUACAAACACGCAAUCAGCCUCAAGUAACACACUAGAUUCCGGAAAUAGUACCAUAUCUGUCUCUAGUUCUUUGGAAUUGAAUGGAUUGGCAGCUAGUUGCUUUAUUACAGUAAUCAGAGAGACUAACAUUGAAAAGGAUUUGUUGAAGAGAGUAGUAACAGCUAUUAGUGCCUUGUCCAGAGAGGCAGGUUAUAGAGGAACAAAGCUCAACCACUCCUUUGAAUUAACAUCCCUUCUCGGUAUUCUUUCUCAUGUAAAGAAGGAAGAAUUAUUGUCGGAAUAUAAGGAUAUCCUUCUCAUACAAUUACUUAAAAUUAUUCAACAGCUUACAGUUGACUUAUCAACCAAGCAACUUUAUUAUAACUUGAUUGAUAAUUGUAUUAGGCUCUUGAAAGUUUUGCAACCUUCUCCUCCUCCAGAACAAUUAGACUUUGAGCAAUAUGGUAAAUUAUUCAUAUUAAUUACCAAGCAAGAGCAACAAAUAGAAAGAGAAAAUUCGCAACUGUAUACUAUUGAAAACUUUGAACAAAAUGCAUCUUUCAAUGGUAUUGGUAUACAAAUUAGUGAUACUUCCAGCAGAAAUCAAACUCUUACUGUAGAGUCUUUACCACUCUUCUCCAAUCAGUAUAUUAUUCUUCUCAAAUGCAUUUCAGAGUUGGACAUUUCGAGCUUUGUUUGUCUUCGAGUCAUGAUCAACCUCGUUGGCGCUUUGGAAUCCAUGUCUACACCCAAAUUCGAUAAAGAAUUCGGAGAGGAACAAAAGGAAAGACGUCAAAUGGUUAUUACCUUAUUACAAAAUAUUAUGACACUUGUUUCAAAGCCAACAGCACUCUCUGAGAAUAACCAAGGAAAGCUCUCCACAACAGAAUUGAGAAGAGUAAGAUGUAAAUCCUUGAGAAAAUCCAUUCAAUUAUCAACUCGUAGUUUUGAAUCAAUGGAGGCCAUGUUUUCCUCUGAAGAAAAUGCAAAGAAGAAUAAUGAAGAUAAUCGUAGAAAUUCCCUUCGAAUGAAGAAAAGAUCAUCCAUGAGGGUAAACCCAGAAGAGCUGGCCAGCCAAAUCAAACAACCAAACUAUGUACAAAUGCUCAACUAUAGUAUGUUUGAUCAGUAUUCUGCCAACUAUUGGAAUGAACGCUCCUUUAGUAUUUCAAGAGCUUUACAUGCAUUAAUUCUCGAUGACGUAGCCUCAGAAUGGAGUGAUGAGUUGAAACAUAAUCCAUUCAAGAUUUUCAAUCCAUUCUUUAUUCACACCAACAACAAGACUGUUUCUGAAGACAGUAAGGAUGACCUUACUAUAUCUGCUGAUAGCUCUCUUACAGAUAUUUCAUCAUAUGACAGCGAAGAGGAAGACGAAUCAAAUGACGAAUCAGCCAAGAUUAGAAGAAUUCACAGAAAAUCUGGUACAAAGAAUGAAUUUGUUGAUUUGUUGAGAAGAAAAAAGCAAAAGGACGCACCAACCGAAGGCACCCAUAAUCCGCUCACUACUAUGUGGUCUUUCUAUGAUGAAGUCAAGAGCUCCUUUUCGGCAAAUGACUUUUACAGACUCGUCUUUUCUGAUGAACUUUCUCGUGACAAUGUUUAUGAUGUUAUUACACAAUCUGUCAAUACUACUAAGAUUUCUCUUUCUCAACUUUUAUCAGAUAAGGAACUCAAACAUCUCUUCAUUGGAACUAUUGGUUUAAGAUUGAUUGCUCUCAUCAAACCAACAGAUAUUAAUAAUGGACAAAUUAUUUCCCUCAUCUACAUGGCUUUAUCUAACACAUUAUUUGGAUCAUAUAGAUUAAAUCUCUUGGCUGUCAAGAUCAUGACAGAUUUAUUGGAAUCUGCUCUCCAAAAAACUCAAAGCACUGGUACUGCUCUCCAAAGCAUUGCCAACCAAAAAGGAAAGGCCGAUGCUUGGCGAUCAGUUAUCGAGUUGAUGGAUCAAAUAGCCCAAAUAAUGCAACAAAUCAACAAUACUAUCAGAUAUAGAAUUCAAUUCCACUUCUCCCAUACCAAACCAUUUUCUAGUGAUGAAAGACACUUUUUAUUCAAGUUUGUCAAGUUGUGGCAUUUAAUUACAACAAAUGUAAGAUCUAUUCCAUUCCAUCUAAUGAAUGAUAAUAAGGAUUACGAAAGUGAGUUAUUGAAUGAUCUCUGUCAAAGCCAAUUGCUCAGUUUCUGGAUACUUCCUCUUCCUGAUUUUGCCGUUUUGCUCAGAUUACUCUAUUACCAUUCCAUCACUGAACACUCGACAGACUCUGAUGAUACUAGAGAUAACUUUUUGUUUGGUAACUUGUAUAGAAUUCAAUAUCUUGAAGAGUUAACAUUACCUUUGUACAGUGUCACUAGUGACAAGCAAGAAUUUUCAGGAACUAAUAUUUCCAAUCCACACUCCCAAUACAUGAACCAAAAACGAAAACUCACUAUGAUGCUUACUGAAAUUUGUGGUGUUUACAUGAAAUAUGAUAGAUUCAACUUGUACAACAUGUUAGACUUUAUUGUUAGAUUAUCACCAUUCACUGCCAAUGAGCCAGGUAACUCUCUUGAGAGUUCUAACUCUUAUUACUCUGUCUUGUCCACUCCUUCCUUGAGAAAUUCCUUAUUGGAACAAAUUUUGAGAGAAGAAUCUCUAGUAAGAAGAAGUAAUCUCCUGUGCAAGAGUCUUUCUGUUGGUGAUGUGUUGAGCUAUGACAAGGUGGUCAUUAAUGGUGAGCCUCUUAUUAUUGUCCUUCACGAGAAGAAGUUUGGACUCUACACUUACACAGAAGAUACCAAGACUGGUAAAUUGUUCCUCACUGAAUCAAGCUCUACUAAUUUCUCUCAAAUAGAAGCAAUGCAUAUUGCUUCUCCUUAUUCUGGAAAGUAUCUCGGACUGAAGACUUCAAAUAAGGGCUUUUAUGUUAUCAACUUUAGCAAUGAUACAUUCACCUCAAAGUUUAUUUCACAAAUUUCUUCUAAACUUGUAAAUACUGAAAUUUCUGUAGAUUGGAGAUUGCACAAACUCCUCCAAACAUCAGUCUUUACCUCUGGUGUGGAUGAACAAUUAUUGUUCUACUGUGAUGUCCUCUUUACAAACACUGAUUCUAAGGAAGAACAAUGUUGUUUGGCAUUGUCAAAUUAUGCCCUCUACUUGAUCAAGGAAAAACUUUCAGCAGAAAAAUUAGGAAAACCUGUGGAAAAUUCAAAGGAAAUUGACACUUCACUUACAUCAAAGAUUUGUCAAAUUGAAAUCAAUGAAGUGGUUUUGGACUCUAAAGCUAACCAAGCCAUCUCACCAACAACCAAAGUUAAACUCAAUUAUACAGUUGACAGUGAAAAGAAAGGUAGUAUUUAUUGUUUGUUCCCUAGUGAUUUUGCCAAGAUUUCAUUCAUUGGCAAUUUGUAUGCUUACCAGUCAACAUCAAGCCUUGGACUUGAAUAAAUCUUUACUCUCCUUACU
Naegleria gruberi is the source of this 6090-nucleotide messenger RNA. RefSeq names its product leucine rich repeat domain-containing protein. The record is from RefSeq and is a predicted model, not a curated record. Gene Ontology annotation, molecular function: protein binding. Bases 1 to 6072 code for a protein of 2023 amino acids. Lineage: Eukaryota; Heterolobosea; Eutetramitea; Acrasida; Naegleriidae. The transcript is spliced from 2 exons.